AUGUUCCAAGUCACGUCUCGUCCAGUUUCGGAGCUCACCCUCCCCAUGUCUCACUCUUCUCCUGCAUUGUCCCAGACACUCCAUCUCCCCCGCCAUCUCGCACGCCCCGCUUUCACCGACGUGUCGCGCGACGCUAUUCGCGCCGUUGAGAAAGACCUCGCGGAUACUCCCGUCCCCUACGUUAGACAACACUUGGCUGGCCAAGCUGAACAAAUGCGUGCCGCCCACUCGCUAUUGAUCUACCCGGACACCCUCCCCCGUGCCCGUCUUGCAUCUUCCCUUGACGUCUCCAUCCGGCCUGCGUCCGGCCAUCUCAGUACCCUUGCGCUUCCCACCCACAUGCUUGCCAUUAGCUCCUCGAGGACAUCUCCCUCCGCUCCGAACACACCCACCGCUGCAUCUUUUCUGUCGCAAGCCUCUUCUGCAUCGACUGUCUCCCUUUUCCCCGUGUACGCGCUUGUUCUCGCUGCGCACUGCGCACUGCUUCCUCCUCUACCGCGCGCCCAUACAUCCACGAACCGCAGUGUGACCGUGACCCUCCCCGUUGUGCCUCUCACCGUGCCCAGCGCCGAGACGUUCGGGCUUCUGUACGAAUUUCUCCACACACAGCGCGCGGAUACCCUUCUCGCUGCGUUCCUCCCGAGUCUCGCCGCGAUGCUCCCGCCUAAGCCGACCGCAGGAACUUCUUCCACUGCCGGCAAGCCCAUGUACGCCGCGCAGUUCAGCAAUGAGAGUCUCCUGCGUCUAGCGCACGCGCUUGCUUCGAGUGCCGCAUCGCAUGCUGGCCCACAGGGUGCGCUCACCGCGUUGAUGGGACUCACGCGCAGGAUCAACGGCGUCUGGCGCAACGCGUGUGCGCUAGGUGUCUUCGACGCGGAACUCUGGGGCGUUAUGGAUGUCGCAUGGGAGAUCGUUCUCGCUGCAAUGACGCGCGUGCACGAGCGCGAGCGGGCGUAA
Molecule: messenger RNA, 957 nt
Organism: Fibroporia radiculosa
Lineage: Eukaryota; Fungi; Basidiomycota; Agaricomycetes; Polyporales; Fibroporiaceae
Exons: 2
Coding region: 1-957 (318 amino acids)
Source: RefSeq, a predicted model, not a curated record